AUGUUUGGUACAAGUGUUUUUCAUUCAUUUGUACACCAGUGGACUUGCCAAUUACAGUAUAACCCAAGGUUGAAUAUGGACUGGGGACUUUCUGAUGGUGAGGGCAUGGAAAGGAUAUGGUCCAGGCUCUCCUCAUUGAUCAGCGGUCUGAGGUAUUCAACCUCAGCCCAUCGACUAUGUGCGUUACAUCUACGUGGCCAGCAUCAUAAUGAGGCUGGCCGAGCCAACCUAAUUCAAUGGCUGCUGAAACGCGAGGCUUUGGCUCGCAAACAACUCAUAGAUAGUAGAACAAAGCUACAGAUUCUUGCUUGUGAUGCUCUUUACACCGAGAAUUACCUGAUCGAGCAAUGGGAACGUCAACGGCACUGUCAGCUGACCACACUGGUGGAUGAAAAUACAGACUCACUGAGCAAGAAGCUUGCCAAACUUGUUGGUUUAGAGCAGAGUCUACAUCAAUCUGAGUUGAGUAUGACCAUGCACCAAAGAGAUCGAAGCGAGGCAGAACAGCUUGAAGUAGCUGCGCUUCCAGCUACGAUUGCAGUAUUGAAAGCCAAGAUCAACGAAGUAGUUGAUCAGCUUGGAGGUGACGAGUACCGAGAUAUUCCAGGCGCAUCCACACCAAAAGGUCGUGGCUUGAUACGCAUUCGGGUGGCCAAAACAAAACUUCAUGUGGCUAAGAUAGACAUUUUUACUAUGCAGAAGCAUAGUGACCAAAGGGCUGAAAAUGAAGAAAACUUUGAGAGAAAAGCAGGCUGCGUUCAAAUCUAA
Messenger RNA from Melampsora larici-populina 98AG31, 768 nucleotides. RefSeq lists its product as uncharacterized. The coding region runs from base 1 to 768 and encodes 255 amino acids. The record is from RefSeq and is a predicted model, not a curated record. The transcript is spliced from 5 exons. NCBI's taxonomy places the organism in Eukaryota, Fungi, Basidiomycota, Pucciniomycetes, Pucciniales, Melampsoraceae.